AUGACUAUGAUACCGCCGACGUCAUCGCCUUUCUUGCCACCAACGAUGGCACGCGACACUGGUGCCAUCGCUGACCCUACUCCGGCUCCUAUGCCGCGCGCCGUCGGGUCUGGUGCCAAUGACGUCGUUCCUGCCAUUCGGCCCCCGUCCAACCCUCCACCCGAUUUGUCCAAACCACCGGCUGAGCGAGCCUCCGAGUCAGCGCGCGAGCUCUACCACAUGCCGACUUCGCUGCCUCCGACCGUGCCAACUGUCGCUACACCACGGCACCUACAAGCCAGCGAGAGCGAUGCAGCAGCAGCAGCGACCUUCGUCCAUGGCCUGCAGUGCCCGCCGUCUUCUUCGGCCGACUUGUAG
This is a messenger RNA of Dermacentor silvarum, 357 nucleotides long. RefSeq lists its product as uncharacterized. The record is from RefSeq and is a predicted model, not a curated record. Bases 1 to 357 code for a protein of 118 amino acids. Lineage: Eukaryota; Metazoa; Arthropoda; Arachnida; Ixodida; Ixodidae. The transcript has a single exon.